Messenger RNA from Linum trigynum, 3039 nucleotides. NCBI's taxonomy places the organism in Eukaryota, Viridiplantae, Streptophyta, Magnoliopsida, Malpighiales, Linaceae. The record is from the annotation of a GenBank genome assembly.
GGCCAGUUCUUUGAUACUCUGGUGCACAAUAUCCAUAAGUACCCAUUACACUAGACGAAACAUGGGUCUUAUCUCCUGUGGGUCCGAGUUUGGCAAGCCCAAAAUCAGAGAUCCUGGCAUUAAGUUAUUCGUCGAGGAGUAUGUUUGAUGAUUUCAAAUCUCGAUAUAUCACCAGUGCAUUAGCCUUAUCAUGCAAAUACUCCAACCCUUUUGUCGCACCCAAUGCUAUCUUCAUCCUCACGAACCAAUCUAGUGGCUUUCUUCCUCGUGGAAGAUCUACAGAAAAGGCACAAGAAUAAAAGGAAAAAGGAUAUAAUAUCACAAAAUAGGGAAACUAGAAGAUGAUCAAAGCAGUCAAAAUCGAGAUUUAAAUUCUAAAAUUCUACGAUUUUACAAUGUUAAUUACCCGUUGCGAUCCUGAUUUAACUAUAGAAUCUAUGGACCUUAAAAUCUUACGAUUUUAUAAUUCAAAUCAUUGGGUCAAUUUGACUUAUUUUCCCCUUAAGUUGCAAAUUUGGGCCUCUUUUCCUUCACUUCCACCCUAUUCAUCUGCUUCUCUCACACUAACCACCAUCGACCAUCAUCAAUUCUAAUUAAAGUAUUAAUCAUCAUCGAUUCACCACUUCCCAACAUUAACCUUGAGAUAUUAUCACUGUAAGUGUUAUGUGUUUUUGUUUUAUUCAUGAAAUAAUCAUCUUCUCCUUUAUUUGCACCCUUCUCUUUAAUUCUUGGAUGACUCCUCCUUUACAAGCUCCCUCAAGGUGUUUCUCUCACUAAGAACCCAAAAACUCUAUUUGAUCACUAUAGACCGACAUGUUUUUAAUAAAUGAGGGACUCAUCAUAUUUAUAGGCAACCAUGGACAAUGACUAGUUUGUGGCCUCAUGCGGAAGAUUGAGGUCAUGAAUAACGUUCCAAGCCCAAGAUCUAUAAACAUACAGUUCCUAGUUGAGCAGGAGGUGAUUCGCGGUCCCAAGAUCAUGACCGCAAACAAGAAGUCGCAGUUGCGAUUUUAGUCACAGGCUCAAAUGAAAAAAGCCGUGAUAUAGACCAUAAAACCAUCUACUUCUUCUUUGCGCAUAGCCUCUUUGAGAUAGAGACCUGGCGAUAAGAGAUUGCGGUUGCGAAAAACUGCCCAGACCAUGAACACUUCGCGUCCUAUGGAGAUCUCGACCAUGAACUUGAUAUCCCUAAACUUCAAACUUCUGCUUUUGCCUUCUUCCCUUUGCUCAAUGAAAUGUGAAAUUUUUCAGAUGAUCUCCAAUCCAAUCUCCGAUUGAUUGUAGACAACUACAAGACCUAGAAUAUCAUUAAAAAAAUGCCAAGCAAACAUAAAAUAUGACAAAGUGGGGAUAAAACAUGAUGAACUGAGGCUAUUUCCCUCUAGAAAAGCCUUCAUAGCAAAAUAAGUCUUGCUAAAACUUAUGAAUUAUGAAUAGGAACAUAAAUUAGCAUAUAUUAGCUUGCAAUGUGACCUAGACAUUAUGUUUUAGCACAAAAAUGCCUCGAUAAUAAAGGUCAGAUAACACCAAUUUGGAUGUUAUUAGUUAAUUGUUGGAAACUUCCUAGCAGUUUAUGAUAUGAUAAAUCUCCAUUUGGCAAGUCUAAUUUCAUUGUAAAGUACGAAGGAAAAUGCAUUCAAGUGAGAAGAGAUAUGUGCAUGGUUCCUAAGUUGACUCUUGGUGUAGGUAGAAGGAAUGGUUGUUUAUCUUGUUCUUGUUUUUUUUCUUCUUUCCUAACAUUUUUUUUUGUAUUUAUACUUUAGAGAAAGGGAUAAGGCAUCAUACUAGAUGAUGCAUAGAUGCAUCUUAUUGAGGAGAUUAUAUGCAUGAUCAUCUAGGAUCACUACCUGAACUUUACUUUUCUUGCUUGCAUUGCUUUUCAUUUACUUGCAUUAUUAGUCUGAGAUCUUGAACUAGGGCACCUCAAUCCAUUUCGUUUUACUUUUCUUUGCAUUACAACUUGAGCAUAUUAGGUUAGAUUUGAGUAGUUACUAUAAAACACCUUCUGAAAUACGAUCCUAGGAACUCCUAGGACUUUAUCACUUGAUUUACUUCAUCAAUUUUUUGGCACUGUUGUUGGGGAUUUUUUUAUAGUAAUUGAAAGAAUUUAAUCUCUUGUGUUUGAUUACUUUGGAAAGUUAUUACCUCAUUUUUUGUUUUGCAGGAAUCGAACUAGAGGGAAGCAUUAAAAGGCAUCCAAGUACAAUAAUAGUUGCAGCAUCACUCAAAGAAGAAUGGGUGCCUUAUCAUUAUUCGAGUGGUUUAGGCUAAAAUCAUCAAAGGACGAAGCAAGCAACAUUGAUCUUCCUCCAUUAUGCUACUCCCAACAAAGGGUAUUCGUGUCAAGUGGGAUUGUGAAGGAACAUAUCCAAAAGAUGCGAAGCUACUAGGAGAGAAGUAUGGAGAUUACCCUACUAUAGAGGAGAUGGAACAAUCUUUUGAUGAUCUUGAUGCAUUACGCCAGAUCACGUCAAAACCUCCUAGGAGCUUCAAUGCUAGCAUCAAGGAUGAAGGGCCAAAGCAAUUGCUAAUGGUUGCACCCCUUUAGGAGUGAAAGUAGUUUUGCCGCAAUACCAUACCUGCCUAUCUUAAACGACGUUAGGACAAUAUUUUGAAAGGAGGUAUAGUCUUAGAGUUGGACCCCAAUGUAGGGAAGGUUUUGCUACAUCCAUCCUUCCACCCUUGUUCUACCCCACCCAUCUUCGACCAUGCAUGCUUGCCUAGGAAUGUCCCUAUGCCAACCAAUACAAGCUUUUCCAUUAUAUACCUAUGUUUGCUCACUCUACCUCCAUUGUCCCGUUUCCACCCGCACCCCCCACCUCAUGUCCUUAUUCUUCAUGAUAUCUUCUCCCAAUAUUUGUAGUAUGAAACCUUGUGAAUGCAUGCGCGGUUCCAUGUGUUCGCUUGCCUUUUGAAUCCUUGAGCUUCAUAUGUCUAUCCAAUGCAUUCUUAUGAUAGUUUAGAAGUUAAAACUCAAUUGCAAGUGUUCUUAUCAUAGUUUCCACCCGUAAGGUUGGGAAAUGAAUUGACAAAUUCUAU